AUGUUAUACUCAAAGGAAAAACAAAUUUUCGUCAAAGGUACCGUGUCGGCGGUCACGAACAACGUUGCCGUGAACGUGUCCAAGUAUCAAAAAACGUUGCACGGUUUUGCCGUCAUUGACCGGCAAACAGUUCACGUGGUGGGUACAGAAAAUUCGGUGGAUAAUGCAGCCGAUGUUCCGCAGUAUUGUCUCGACACGAAGACCGACGUCACCCAAAUACUCUGGUGUACACUUGGCUACAUAAAUUGCCUAGUAGUCACUUGUUCAGAAGGAUUGAUCAUUUAUGAUUGUGACAAACAGUUCCAACGCAUUUACACACACAACUGCGAGGACAAAAACAUGAAGGAGAAAUACGCAAAAGGGAUAGCUGCAUUCGAGUGCACUUACCUGUGUGUCGGGAACAGUAACGGAUCAAUCAGAGUGUUCGGACCAGAUGAAGACGGACAAGUGGUGUUUUUAGACCGUAAGCUGUUCCACGGGGCUCCUAUCACAGAUAUGUCGUCUUACAAACACAAUUUGGUGUCUUGCGACGAGUCCGGUUGUACAGUACUUUCACAAAUUGAUUGUGGAGAACUCAUGAUCAUUGCACGAUCAAAAAUGUUUGGGGGACAUCCGUGUACUACAACAGAAAUGACUAGAGGUGGACUAAUGGCUGUAGGUUAUGGAUGUGGAACAAUUCGCAUGUUUGACCCAACUGUCAAACUUAUAAAUGGAGAUGCAGAAGAUCAGCUACCAAUGAUAGUCCAGAUAUCAGCACACGCUAGAUGCGUUACAUCAAUGUCAGCAGCUAAAGAUGCAGAUUUAUUGUUGAGUGUAUCCGAAGACUCAUGGAUUAGAGUUUGGAAGAUCAGUGCUACAACUGUUACAUUAGUAUAUUGCUACAUGAAAGAAGAUACCAUGUUUGUGGGAUGCCAAUUCAUUACUAGAAAUGGAUCAAAAUUUUGUACUACUGCAUAUGAUUCACCAUAUAUAACAUGCUACACAUUAAACCAGUUGUAG
This is a messenger RNA of Macrosiphum euphorbiae (potato aphid), 999 nucleotides long. NCBI's taxonomy places the organism in Eukaryota, Metazoa, Arthropoda, Insecta, Hemiptera, Aphididae. The record is from the annotation of a GenBank genome assembly.